Leptomonas pyrrhocoris is the source of this 4447-nucleotide messenger RNA. RefSeq lists its product as hypothetical. Bases 155 to 4447 code for a protein of 1430 amino acids. NCBI's taxonomy places the organism in Eukaryota, Euglenozoa, Kinetoplastea, Trypanosomatida, Trypanosomatidae. The transcript has a single exon. The record is from RefSeq and is a predicted model, not a curated record.
AGGCACCGACAGGCGGGUUUACCGAGCAUAACCGCGUACACAUAAAGUCAUUGUCAACAACCCAAUCCUUUAUACCUUUCACCACCGCCUAUAUAUAUAUAUAUAUAUAUAUUUCUGCAGCAAACGUUCUGCGCACUUCGCCACGCGCCGUGCGAUGCAGCAAUCAAGAAGUCGCUUUCGCGCCUCGAAUGAGGGACUGCCGGGCACUUCCACUCUUCUCGAUCGAAGAAGCGGCGGCGGCGCCUUCUCUGCCUCUGCUGCGGACCCACGAGCACCGUCCAGCAAGCCAAACUGCAACCCCCUCCAUCUCGGUGACCUCCACGGUCACUUAACGAGCUCGUAUGAUGCAGACGAAGGCGACACGGCUGCCGACCUGCAAGCUGGCCACUUCCACAGCUCCGGUCGCUCUAGCCCCUCUCCUCCUCCGACGCCGCAACCCUUUCCAACCCUUUCGAAUUCGGUUUUGGCACGCGUCCAAAGCGACUACCCCGCCGUCUACGCUGCCCUGCGCGUGUACGAGAAGGCGCUGCGGCACCACAGGGAGCGAUUCCAAGCGAAGGAAACGGAGCUGCUUCGUUGCAUCGGUGUUGGGGAGGAGCUGCUGGAACAAAUUGACGCGUUAAAGGAGCGGUGCGAAACACUGGCGCGGGAGCGCGAUGAGGCGGUGACCUCUGCAGGGACGCUGACGACGAGUGAGCAGGUGCAUGAGCGAGCUGCUACAGCAGUGGCGGAGACGAUGCAGAUGAACGCGUCGCGUGCGGCAGAGGCGGCGACACGUGCGUGGGACGAAGAGAGGCGGGCCUUGGUGGAACAGUACGAAGCGCAGUGCUUGCGCUUUCGUGAGCAGCUGCAAGAUGCACUGCAACAGGCGUCGAACGCCAGCGUGGAACAGCGGGAGCUGGAGUCGACGCUCCAACAAACGAGAGCGCAGCUCCAUCAGACGGAGGAGCAGCUGAGAAAAGUCGAAACUGCCUAUCAAGAGCGGGAGUCCUUCUAUGCAACGCAGCGCAACCGUGAAACGCAGCAGCAGCAACUGUGGAUGAAGCAGCAAGUGGCACAGCUGCAGCAGCAGGCGGACGUGGAUAAAGAAACGGUACUCGCGGAGGCGACGGUGGAGCUGGAACGACUUCAGCGUGCCCUCGUGCGGGCAGAGAAAGAGCUGAAGGAGCAGCAGCGCUCGGCUGAGCGACCAGUGACGUUGUUGGCCGAGCCGGGAAACGCGACAACGCUGGAAAUCGCACGCCUGCGCCGCCAAAUUCGCCAACUGGAGGACAUCAACCACGACCUUCAGACGCAGCUGCGAUCCAAAAAGUUUGAAUUGCGGCCUCAAGGCGGAGCUGACGAAGGGAGACUGGUUGCGCUGCAUGGCCAUUCGAUGAACUCCGGCGCUAUGCCCAGUAGCAGCAACAAAAGCCCCGUCUUUGGGUUUCCUGCAACGGAUUCGCAUCAGCAGACGUCUUUCGUUGAUGAUUCUUCUUCUUCUGCUGUUGUUGCAAGCUCAAGCGCUUCGCUGCAGAGGCGCCUUCAGGAGGAAAACGCACGUCUGCGCGACAAACUACAGGAGGUGGUCCGGCAAGCACAGGACGACGUGGACAAGGCGCACGAGGCACGACUAGAACUGCAGCAGCAGCUCAGGAGUGCCGCGGCGCAAAUGCAGCUGCUGCGCGGCACCGUCAUUGCUGGUUUAGAAGAGGAGCUGCGGCAGGCGAGAGAGCAGUUGGAUGCGGCAGAGGCUCACGGCAGGGACUUGCAGGAGGUCGCGGACGCGUUCGAGGUACGCGCCGUCGCCCUCCAGAAGGAGCAGGCAGAGACGGCAUCGCAGCUUGAUGCGGAGCACCGUGCGUGCGAGCGACUCCAACAGGAACUGUGCGAAGCAAAAGAAAUGAUCCCUGCAGUCCAACAAAGAGUGGAGACGACGUUGGUGGAGUCACAGCACAAGGACGCGCUCAUCGUUCGACUUCAGCGAGAGAAGCAGCAGCUGGUGGUCGCACUGCGAACACUGCAAGCACAAACCGGCACCAUCGAAGAGGCGCUGUCGGCGAUGCGCGCGAAGCACGAGGAAGGUACGGCGCAGAACGAGAUGAACACCGCGCGCCUGCAGGAGCGGUGCGUGUUACUCGAGCACGAGCUAGCAGAGGCGAAGGAGGAGCGCGUGGCGCUGUGCGGUCGCCUGCGCGAUGCGGAGGAAGCCGUCGACGUGCUGAAGGACGCACAACGCAUCGCCAACGAAUCGGUGCGGGACGCGCAGCGCGGCACCCAGGAAGCGAAAGAGAGGGCCCACGCCGAUCUCGAGCGACUGCAGCAGCAGCAACAGGUCUGCAAGUCUCGCGCGACGGAAGCAGAGCAAGAACUGAGCCAGCUGCACAAUCGGCUGCGGGAGAUGACCCAGCGAGAACGAGAACACCAAGAGGAGCUGUUGAGAAAGGAGGAGGCGCUGCGGCAGAGUACGGACAAGACGACAUCGCUCACGACAGAGCUUCACGAGCUGCGUGCGAUGCUGUCGAGCCGCGAGGAGGCGGCACGCGAGCGGUGGCGGCAGCAGUACGCGCAGAACACCGCCGAUCGGGAGCAGCUGCUCGCCAACAAAGAGCGUCAGAUCGAGGCCUUACAGGAGCAGCAGCGGGAGCUGCGGCAGACGCUGACGAAACAAGAGGAGCGGCAAGAGCAGCUGCAGCAGCAACGGCAGCAGACACAAGCAGCGUUAUCCGAAGCUGUGGCCAGCACGGCUGCGUACAAGGGGCGGAUACAGGCACUGGAAGAAGAACUGGGUCGCCUUGCAAAGGAGCGGGCAGACGCAAAAGCGGAGCUGCGGCGGCUCUCCGAGAGGUACGAGCGCAUGGAGGCCACGGGUGCCACAGCGGCAGGCGCGGAUACCUCUGCCGCAUCUCGCAUAACGGAGCUCGAAACGAAGCUCACUGAGUACGAUGUGGAACUGCGCAAUGCCGAGCGGCAGCGACAACAGGCGCAGAAGACACUUCUGCAGCUUAUUCUGACUUCUCCCACCGACGCUACGCAGCUUUCACGCCUAGGCAACGGUAAUGGUCGCGGCUGGAACGAUCUAGUGGAGGUGUUUGAUGACGCGGUGAACAAGUUUGAAGCGCAGAGCGCCUUCGAUUUCAAUGCAAAACGCAUAGGCGAAAGCGGAGGAGGCAACGUCAAGGCCGCUUCCGGCUCGUCAGCUCUACCCGACGCGUGCCAGCGUGCGGCGAGUGCCGUGCUUCGCGCCAUCCGUGACUGGAUUGAGCGCCUGCACGGCGAUGAUGACCAGCGCUGGGCCGCGCUGAAGAACGCGGUGCUGACGGCUUACGCUGCUCCCAAGAAGGCAGAGGAAAGAGAGGAGCUCGCUGACGCACACGACACUCCACCGCCGCCUUCUUCAAUCCACAAAGAGGGCAGAGUGUACACCGCAGAGGAGCUGCGCGAUCGCCUCACAGCUGCCAAUAAGUGCUUUGCGACGACGCUGAACGAGCUGAGGACGCAGUGGGCCAGCGCUAACGCCGAAUUGGCCAAAACGUCACAGCUGCUUCAGGACGAGCAAAACUGGAAAGCGGAAGUGGAGCAACUCCAAGCCGGACUAUCGGCGAAGGAAGCUGAAUGCGCAGCCACGCAAACUGCCUUGGACGAUGCCCGCAAAAAGUACGCGGACGCUCUGCAUACAACGGCGUCGCUGCAGACCUCCGUUGAUCAACUUCGCCAAGACCUGGCUGAGCGUGAGGGUCGUCUGGCGGAGCUGGAGCACCGGUUGGAGGUUCGCACCGCAGAGAUCCAGGCGGAGCGCGCGGAGUGGGUGGCGAAGUGGCAGGAGGGGCAGCGGCACCGUGAGAGGGAAAAUGCAGACCACGAAGACGAGCUGCGUGCGCUGCGCACGCGACUUGUCGCAGCUGAAGACGCCACCACCGCAUCGGCUGGUGAGUUGCGCAGGCAGUCGGAGGAGGCGCAGCGACAACUUCGCGCACAGCUGCAGGACCUCCAAAGGGGCGCAGCGACCACCGAGGCGAGUCUUCAUCAGCAGGUGAACGCGCUGACGCAGGAAAAGGCGCGUGUGACGCAGGGUCUGCUGACGUUGAAGAAGGCGGUGGUUGGGCUGGAGGAACGCGUAAACACCACAGAAGCUGCUCUGAAGGCGAAGGAGGUGCAGCUGGCCACGGCGGAGAAGGCUUUACACGACAUCAAGAAGGCGCAUAAGCAAACGCUAGCGAAUGGCGCCGCCGCUGAAGCCUUCGGGCAAGAGUCCAUGACAAGCCAAAUCGCCUCCCUUCAGUCGCAACUUCAGACUUCUCGGCAAGAGAGUGAGUCCAUCACGAAAACGCACGCGGCGGCGAAGGCCGAAUUGCUCGCGUUGCGCAAGGUGAACGCGUCGCUGGAGAGCCGGCUUGCGGAGGUCGAAGAGGAUCGUGCGCCACUGCGGCGGCAGCUUCACAGCCUCCUCUCUUUUGCUGAAAAGUAA